GCCGGCUAGCUAUAAGAACACAUCCUGAGCUGCAUGGGUGAUCUCGAGAACAGGAUCGGAUCAGCCCAAAAUGGCGACGACGAUGCACGGACACAGCGCGCCCAGGCUCUUCGGCAGGGAGAGGACGCUCCACGCGGCGCUGGGUGGCCGGAGAGCGGCGGACAUCAUCCUGUGGAGGGACAAGAGGGCGUCGGCGGCCAUCCUCGCCGCCGCGACGGCGGCGUGGGGUCUGUUCGAGGUGGCGGAGUUCCAUUUCCUGACGCUGGUCUGCUACGCGGCCAUGAUCGGCAUGCUCGUCUUCUUCAUCUGGAGCAACGCCUCUUCGUUCUUCAACCUGCCGGUCCCUCGAGUGCCUGACCCCGAGACACUCCUGUCAGAGAGAGCGACCAGGCAAGCGAUCCAAGGCGCGCACAGAAGGCUGUCCAGGUUGGUCGAGACGCUCUACGACAUCGCCUGCGGCAAGGACAUCAAAAUGUUCAUCCUGACGGUGUUCUCGCUGUACAUCGCGUCGGUGAUCGCCGACUGCUUCAGCUCCCUGACGCUCCUCUACCUCGUGGUGUUGGGCGCGAUGACGCUGCCUGCGCUGUACGAGCGGUACGACAGCGAGGUGGACCACCUGGUGGCGCGAGGCGUGCACGACCUGCGGACCCACUUCGCCGACAUGGAUUCAGGCGUUCUCAGGAAGAUCCCGAGGGGGGCAGGCGCUGCAGCCAAGUGAGAUGAGAUCGACCAGCAGGAAAGACAGGAAGGCCACCACCCACCACUGAAUACACGGCGUCGUCUGAUGAUGCAUACUACUCGUGCAACUGAAAACUGAAUCAGAACACAUGCACACACUGAUCCUCAAGACCUCCCCAAAGGAAAUGGAUGCUUGCUGAAAGAGAGAGAGAGGCAAUCAAUAUAUUGUAUUGAUCAUCUCGUGUGAGCUUUAUACAUGUACAACAGUAGCAUGCAUGGCAAACGGAUGCGUGCGAUAUACUAGCCUAAAAUUCAGGUGCUAGAUCUAACACCCCGAUGGAAUCGGUAAACCUAGUUUAUCCUAUAGUACCAACACUUGCUACCAAUAGGAUUGCAAAAGCACGGCUCGUCUGUGUUCAAUGUAAAAGCUGCAUGCAGGGAAGACGAGAACAUGACCUGUGAUGCCGUGUUGUACAGUACAUGCUACCGGCUAAUGGUGAUGGGUAUUGCUCCGUUCAGUUCA
Panicum hallii is the source of this 1201-nucleotide messenger RNA. Its product is annotated as reticulon-like protein B9. The record is from RefSeq and is a predicted model, not a curated record. The transcript has 5 exons. Bases 71 to 718 code for a protein of 215 amino acids. NCBI's taxonomy places the organism in Eukaryota, Viridiplantae, Streptophyta, Magnoliopsida, Poales, Poaceae.